AUGGGCCCGCUCAACCCAUCAAAUCCGCCUCCACCUCCUGUUGUCGUUCCUGACCUCAACAUCCGCCCUCAGAUUGAUCAAAAUCUGAGUGGAUAUGGAUAUGGUGGGUGCACCCCCCUGGGAGCAGCUCCGCACAGCGUUGAGCCUCCAAGUACCCCGUACAGUACGGCAGGUGCUUACAAUCAGGGACAACAAUGCUAUGUCCACCCUCAGAUGAAUCAAAAUCUGAGAGGAGGAUAUGGUGGGUGCACCGCCCUGGGAGCAGCUCCAAUGAGCAUUGGACAUGCUGCUCCCAUCCCGUACCAAGGACCUCAGUAUGCCAUGCAGCCAGGUCCUCUGUACAGGCAGGCAGGCGCUUAUAGCCAGGGACAGAACCUGCCAUACAGGCCAUACGUCCCGAGUGCAGCAGCCACCCCCUACGCUGCUCCUCCGCUGAACCAGCGCAUGCGUCCUCUUGGAGUGCUGAAUGGAGAGGUGAUUUACGGGUUUCCAGUCAAUUUUCCCGCCACUUCUACCUCUGCUGCUCCACCUCGGCCGCCACCACCGAGCACCUUCACAUCAAAUAAGAGAAAGCGUGAAGACGGGCAUGAUGGUCGGUCAUACGUGAAAAAGCCGCCAAAUGCCUUCAUGCUUUACAUGAAGGAGCAGAGGCCAAUUUAUGCGGCCGUAAUGAAACUCACUGGGACUGCAGGGGUUAACAAGAUCCUUGGAGAUAAAGUAAGUGCACAACAUCAUAUCAUAUCUGGUAAAAGAUUCUGCAGACAUGCUUGUUCUUUAUUGAAAUGCACUUGGAAGUCACUGUCCAAUGAGGAGCAGGCGAAAUACUUCCAAGUGGCAGACCGAGAAAGACGGCUCCACGCCCUGCAGCACCCGGACUGGUCAUCCAGUAACAAUUACGGCCAAAAGAGGAAGAGGGAAAGGAGCAAGGCCUCCAAAAUGACUGAAGCAUCUGCAUCAACAUCUGGAGAGGUCACACAGGAAGUGAAGAGGAUGUGUGUGACCCCAGGAUACACAGGUGUGAGAGAGACUCAUCACGCACAGUCAAACGUGAUGCAGCCCUCCACCUCGAUGAAAGACGUGACAGUGACUCAUGACGCACAGUCAAACAUGAUAAAGCCCUCUACCUUAACGACAGGUGUGAGAGAGACUCAUCACGCACAGUCAAACGUGAUGCAGCCCUCCACCUCAAAGACAAGUGUGACAGUGACUCAUCACGCACAGUCAAACGUGAUGCAGCCCUCCACCUCAACGACAGUGACUCAUCACGCACAGUCAAACGUGAUGCAGCCCUCUACCUCAACGACAGUGACUCAUCACGCACAGUCAAACGUGAUGCAGCCCUCUACCUCAACGACAAGUGUGACAGUGACUCAUCACGCACAGUCAAACGUGAUGGAGCCCUCCACCUCAAUGGAGUCCAACUUCAUGGCUGGGGACAAAGGUUUAUCAACGGUGGAGAUGCUCAAGCUGCUUGAGAUGUCUCCUCCCCCCACGCCACAGACUCUGCCGCCCAUCUCUGAAGCAGUUGAAAGUCAAACAACUGAGCCAGACUACCUUACCUGGCUGGAUGACUCAAACACAGUGUCUUUUAUAGAUAUACUUGAGUCUCCUCCCCCCACGCCACAGACUCAGCAUCACUCAGCAUCACUCUGCACCGAUUCUGCAUCGAUGUACUCCCCCCUUGCACUGGAUGACAACCAAACUACGGUGUCCAAACUCUUGGCCGGGAUUGAAUAUCCACCUAUGGCAGAGCUGCUUGAGCUGCUAAGUGGCUGAGUCUUGUUUUUGUGAAGGGGCAAAAGGGGAAGAGGGAGAGGGACAGGAGCAAGGCCUCAAAAUGACUGAAGCAUCUGCAUCGACAUCUGGAGAGGUCACAUCGCAAGCGAAGACGAUGUGUGUGAAGCUAGGUUACAUAAGUGUGACAGUGGCUUCUCACACACAGUCAAACGUGAUGCGGCCCUCCACCUCAACGACAGAUGUGACAGUGGCUUCUCACGCACAGUCAAACGUUAUGGAGCCUCAAUGGAGUCCAACGUCAUGGCUGGGGACAGAGAUUUAUCAACGCUGGCGAAUGUUCGAGCUGCUUUAGAUGAUUCCUGUCCCCACGCCACAGACUCAGCUGCCCAUCUCUGAAGCAGUUGAAAG
Sebastes umbrosus (honeycomb rockfish) is the source of this 2145-nucleotide messenger RNA. Its product is annotated as transcription factor 7-like 1-B. Gene Ontology annotation, cellular component: beta-catenin-TCF complex. NCBI's taxonomy places the organism in Eukaryota, Metazoa, Chordata, Actinopteri, Perciformes, Sebastidae. Gene Ontology annotation, molecular function: DNA-binding transcription factor activity, RNA polymerase II-specific; RNA polymerase II cis-regulatory region sequence-specific DNA binding. The transcript is spliced from 9 exons. The record is from RefSeq and is a predicted model, not a curated record. The coding region runs from base 1 to 1776 and encodes 591 amino acids. Gene Ontology annotation, biological process: regulation of transcription by RNA polymerase II; canonical Wnt signaling pathway.